Colletotrichum phormii is the source of this 1040-nucleotide messenger RNA. Its product is annotated as DNA-directed RNA polymerase III, subunit Rpc31. The record is from RefSeq and is a predicted model, not a curated record. Lineage: Eukaryota; Fungi; Ascomycota; Sordariomycetes; Glomerellales; Glomerellaceae. Bases 228 to 1040 code for a protein of 270 amino acids. The transcript has 2 exons. Gene Ontology annotation, cellular component: RNA polymerase III complex. Gene Ontology annotation, biological process: transcription by RNA polymerase III.
GCACUGCAGCGCCGUCCCAAACCGAACCGCAACCUUUGGGGUCUUUUUCGGAGACAAAAAAAAAAAAAGAGAGGCUGACUUCAACUAUCACCAAACACCACACCCACUCUCGCUCUGACGCAUCCUUUGCACAUCCAUAACCUUCCGACCCAGCAACUGCCCUUACAGAUUCAAUCACCAGCUCAAUUGCACACGAGGACCUACAGACACAACAGAGACAGAAUACAAUGUCGCGGGGUGGUAGAGGUGGUGGCCGCGGCGGGCGCGGGGGUCGCCAGGGCCCCCAGUUAUCCUGGGACAACGGCGAACACGCACCCGAUACACGACCUUCAGAGCUCUUCCCCGCCUACGCAAUCCCGACAGCGAAACCAGUAACAGACCACGAACAAGCAAACGUAAACGCCUUCCUCCUCUUCCGCCGCCAAUUCCAAGACGGACCCCUCUACACCCGCAAACGCACCUGGGGCAUGGACCCAACCAAGACGCGCAAACUCUACGGCCAAGAACAAGUCAAUGCCAAAUACGGCGUGCGCACCCGCGCCACAGCGGAUCCGUUUAAUGCGGUCCCGACAUACUCGCAGAAAUUCACCCGCCCAGAGCGCGCACUGCCCGACUUUGGUGGACGUCCUUUCUGUAAGGAAUUCUUUCCGCAAGAGUUGCAUGAGACGCUUGAUGGGGAUGAUGUUGCUCCUGGGGAGAAGAGGAGGGGCGGGGAGGCGAAGAGGUUGAGACUCAGCAGGAUUACGGCGUUGCCUACGGCGGAGGAUGUGUUUCAUGUUCACGCUGAGGGGGAUGAGGAUGGUGAGGUUGGGCCGGAUGGAGCGAAGAAGCAGUUGGAGGCGCUGGAAAGGAUGGGAGAGGGUGAGGGUGAGGGUGCGGAAGAGGAGUGGGAGGAGGGCGGGGAGGAGGAGCAGGAUGUUGAGUAUGAUGAUUCUGAUGCUGGCGAUUAUGACGCGGAGAAUUACUUUGAUGAUGGGGAGUUUGGGGAGGAUGAUGGGGGCGGAGAUGAUGAGCAUGGUGGUCGGGAGGGGUCGUACUGA